Coprinopsis cinerea okayama7#130 is the source of this 2028-nucleotide messenger RNA. RefSeq lists its product as hypothetical. Lineage: Eukaryota; Fungi; Basidiomycota; Agaricomycetes; Agaricales; Psathyrellaceae. The transcript has 2 exons. The coding region runs from base 1 to 2028 and encodes 675 amino acids. The record is from RefSeq and is a predicted model, not a curated record.
AUGAACAAACUCCUGCCAUUCGUCCUCGCUGCGAUUGCAUUGAAUAGUGUAUAUGUCGACGCUACGCCUAUACGCGCCGCCGACCUCGCAGCAAGAGCUCCAAACCCUCAACUUGGUGGACCCAAGAUCCCCAUUCCCACUGGCGUACCCACUCCCGUCGCCAUCUCUCGACGCGGUGUGACCAACGAUGAAUUAGCAGCGCGACAACUCGGUGGACCCAGGAUCCCAAUCCCUAGUGGUGUCCCCACUCCCAUUGUCGAGUCCCGACGCCGCGCCGUUGACGAUAAAUUGGCCGCACGACAACUGGGUGGACCCAAGAUCCCAAUCCCCACUGGCGUACCCACUCCCAUCGCUAUCUCUCGACGCGGUGCGGCCAACGAUGAAAUAAAGGCACGUCAACUGGGUGGACCCAAGAUCCCAAUCCCCACUGGCGUACCCACACCCAUCGCCAUCUCCCGACGCGGUGUCGCCGACAAUAACCUCGCAGCUAGAGCUCCCAACCCUCAACUCGGCGGACCUGGCAUCCCCAUCCCCACCGGUGUGCCAACUCCAAUCGCCGUAUCUCUCGUGACCGAUAUCCAAGAACCGGGCUCGACACCGUCUGUGGAAUUCGAGCUUCCAGGGAGCGUUCUUACGGUCGCUGUUCCUGUGCCUACUGCGUCGGAGGGUGUUUCUGUACUUGUUAUUUCGGGUACUGCAGUUUCGCAGCCUGUAAUUUCGGGUGCACCUGUUUCUGUUCCUGUUAUUUCUGGUACUCCAAUUUCGGUGCCCGUCAUUUCUGGUACUCCCAUUUCUGUGCCAGUCAUCUCAGGUACACCAAUCUCCAUCCCCGUCAUUUCUGGAACGCCGAUUUCGGUGCCGGUUAUAUCAGGAACACCCAUAUCCGUCCCAGUCAUCUCUGGUGCACCUAUAUCCGUCCCAGUCAUUUCUGGCACACCCAUUUCAGUGCCGGUCAUCUCAGGGACACCGAUCUCCGUUCCAGUCAUUUCUGGUACACCCAUCUCCGAACCAGUCAUCUCCAGCACCCCAAUCACCGUCCGGCCAACCGACAGUGCGGACAUCUCGAGCAGCGCGCCCGUCGUUUCCAUUCCUGUUCCUGUUUCCUCGGGUGUGCUCAGCUCGGUUGAACCGGGUCCCACCGAAAGUACUAGUAUCAUCGUCAGUGGGAGUAUCUCUGAAUCUGUCCGGCCCACCGAAAGCGUCAGCGUCAGUGCCAGCGCAAGUGUAACCGCCCGACCUACCGACCAAGCCUCGCUGGAGACGACGACGGUCGUUCAGACCAUCCCGAGGGAGACCGGGUUGGUGACUGUGACGAGGACGUUGACGAGGAUUGUGGGGCCUACGGGUGUUGCUGGGCUGCCUGGGCGUGGGCAGGGUCGUCCUGGACGGGGACAAGGCAGAGGGCAGAGUCGUCCUGGUAGAGGACAGAGUCGGCCCGGUCGAGGUCAGGGACGAGGACAAGGUCGACCUGGAAGAGGUCAAGGACGAGGAAACGGGGUUGGAGUUGGUCGACCUGGUGGACGACCAGGACAAGGUCGACCGCAUAUUGUGACUGUUCGACCUCGUCCGCCUGUUGUGACUGUUCGGCCUACUGGGAGUGGAGUGGUCACUGUUCGACCGACUGCUAGUGGGAGUGGUGUGGUCACUGUCAGGCCGACUGCGAAUGGAAGCGGUGUAGUCACUGUCCGUCCUACAGGUUCGGCACCCGUCUCCAUCCCUGUCUCGAGCUCCGAAUCCCCUCAGACUUCCGGUUCCGCAAUCCCUUCGGGUUCAGCCAUCCCCUCGGGCGAAGAGACGAGCGUGUUCGUCACCUCGAGGCCUACGGCGUUCAGCAGUGUGUUUGAAUCUGAGUCUGGGAGUGUUAGGCCUACGGGUUCUGGAGUGGAGAGUAGUGGUGUUGGGGUGCCUACUGAGAGUGGGAGUGUUGGGGUGCCUACGGAGAGUGGAAGGGUCACGGUGCCCACGGAGAGCGGGAGUGUGAUCGUUUUCCCCUCGGUUACGGCCAGACCUACCAGUGCUUUUGCGUAA